Rubroshorea leprosula is the source of this 987-nucleotide messenger RNA. NCBI's taxonomy places the organism in Eukaryota, Viridiplantae, Streptophyta, Magnoliopsida, Malvales, Dipterocarpaceae. The record is from the annotation of a GenBank genome assembly.
CCAGCAUCAAUAACAUCAUUAUUAAUAAGAAUUUGAUCCAAUUCAUCCAUGGGGUUACCUGGCUUCAGGGUGGGAAUUGUCUACUCCUACAAUGAUGCCGUGGUGAAUUGUGCCAGAAGGAUGUCCAGCUUUGGACUAGUAUCCUCACAGACUCAGCAUUUGAUUGCAGCAAUGCUAUCUGAUGAUGAGUUUGUUGAUAGGUUCAUUGCAAAAAGCAAAGAGCGGCUAGACAAGAGGCGCAAGGUCUUCACUGAGGGACUUGAGCAGGUGAAGAUUGAUUGUUUGAAUGGCAAUGCUGGCCUCUUUAUGUGGAUGGAUUUGCGUAGGCUUCUCAAAGAUCAGUCCUCUAAGGCAGAAAUGGAGCUAUGGAAAGUGAUAAUCAAUGAAAUCAAGCUCAAUGUUUCUCCUGGUUCUUCUUUUCAUUGCACUGAGCCAGGUUGGUUCAGGGUUUGCAUUGCCAACAUGGAUGACAGCACCAUGGAAGUUGCCUUAUCAAGAAUUACAGACUUUAUGCAUCAGAACAGGGAUCAGAAUAAGGAGGUCAAGGUGCCUGCAAGGAAACAGCGCCAACAAAGCAGCCUUAAACUUAGCUUAUCUCGAGGAAAGGUGGAAGAUUUCAUGUCACAAAUUAAUGUGUUCCCGCACACUCCUAUUCCUCAAUCGUCUCUUGUUCCAGCCAGGACUUAGCUCGAGCAGCUCUAUCAAUAUGCAACUGAGGGAAAUAUUAAACACUUCCCGUUUUUCAGACUAGGCCUUAAUUUAUUGUCAUUGUUAUUAAUUUGUAACUAAGUUGGGGCCAAUGCAUUCUUUCCCGUGGAGAAAACCUUUAUACAAUCCUGUAAAACAUACAGGACUCCAAGGGUUCAUACAUCACCAUUCAUUUACUUCAACAAGUGUACUACUUUUGCCUUUCUUCACAAGCAAAUUGUUAGUGAUGAAGAAGGUUUAUUGCUUUCCUCCAAAAGUGAAUAAAAUGAAAGAAUUUAU